AAACCACUAAAACCUGCAGUACUCCACAGCAGCCACUAGAGGGCCUCACUCCCUGUUAAUCUACUGGUUGUUGAGUCUUUGGACUGAAGACAAAGACAACAGAGACAUGAAGCAGUAAAGAUCAGAGACAGAGCUGCUGAGGAAGCAGAAAACUCUCUGAUUGGUUGAGUUGAAGUGGCCCCGCCCACUGACCUUCAGCUCAUCCAAUGACAUCAUUUCUUCCUCGUUCUGCUGCAACAUUGUUGAUCUGCUGUGUUCUCAGUUUAACUUUGGGACAGCUCCUGCGUCUCCUGUCCUUUAGGAAGGUUAACAGAUAACAGACGACUGAUUACAGAACCACUGCAACUGUCACAUGCCAAUGUGCCGCUGGGCAAGGCAUUUAACCCCAGGUAGCCUGAGAUCUGAGUUGCAUGUGAAUGUGUUUCACAUGGUGCAGGUCCAGUGGAAGACGAACACAUCGGCAUUUCUUUGCUCUCCUGCAGACGACGGUGGACACAGAAGAUAUCGUCUGAUUUUGAAGUGAAUCUCUUGGUGGAAACGAGUUCACUGCUGAAACGGUCCGAAAGGAUCUUUAAUGAGGUCUGAUUAUUUCGACAUACUGAGUGUCAUCAGGACAAGGUCUAAAGUCUGAUGACAGAAGUGGGCAGGUCUGUGGAUUCUGUGAGUAAAACCAACUGAGUGUAAGACAAUAUUGAUGUGACAGAAUAAACAUGAUGUGACAUGUUAUCACCCUCAGUGUAAGAAUAAACAUUAAAAUGCCCCACUAUAAUAAUCUUAUUGGUAUUUAACUCUAAAUCAUAUAAAUCUGAUCUGAAAAUAGAGAGUCAGGGUCUGGUGGACGAUGCAAAGCUGCUUUGCAACUUGCCAUUAGUAACUGGUCAGAUGAAGCUGCCAUUAGUCUGAAUCUGAAGGAGGAAACAGAGAGAAAAGCAGAAGCAGUUAGAGGCAGAGUGACACACGGUGAGCGUCACUUUCCAGAAGUGAAAGUUAAGUGAGUGAAGAGCAGUAGAGCUGCAAACGAGACUCAUUUCUUCUUCUCCCUCAACCACCGAGUCCAACAGCGAUUCAGACAUGUCUUCUGGCAGCAGCCGAAGGUCUGAGGAUCAGUUUCUGUGCUCCAUCUGUCUGGAUGUGUUCACUGAUCCAGUCAGCACACCAUGUGGACACAACUUCUGCAAGACCUGCAUCACUCAGGACUGGGACGGAAAUGUUCCCUACAAAUGUCCUCUGUGUAAUGAACAUUUCACCUGCAGACCUCAGCUCAGAGUCAACACCUUCAUCAAAGAGAUGGUUGAUCAGUUCAGACGUGAAGCUCAGCAGGAAGCCAGCAGCAGCUCAGAGCAACAAGCUGCCAAGCCAGGAGAAGUUCCCUGUGACGUCUGCACUGGACCCAAACUGAAGGCCCUGAAGUCCUGCAUGGUGUGUCUGACCUCCUACUGCCAGACUCACCUGGAGCCUCACCUGACCGCUCCACGUCUGAAGAAACAUCAGCUGAUGGAGCCGGUGGAGAACCUGGAGGACAGGAUGUGUCUGCAGCACGAUAAACCUCUGGAGCUGUUCUGUAGGAACGACCAGACAUGCGUCUGCUUGGUCUGUCCUGUUUUAGACCACAAGAACCACGAGCUGGUUCCUCUGAGAGAAGAAUCUGAAGGAAAGAAGGCAGAGCUGAGGAAGACGGAGGCUGAAGUUCAGGAGAUGAUCCAGGAGAGACGACUGAAGAUCCAGGAGAUCAGAGAGUCGGUGAAGAUCAGUAAAGAUGCUGCAGACAGAGAGAAAGCAGAAGGUGUUCAGGUCUUCACGGCUCUGAUAGAGUCUGCUGAGAGAGGCCUGAAGGAGCUCCUCAAGGAGAUCCAAGACAAACAGGAAACUACAGAGAAAGAGGCUGAAGACUUCAUCAGAGAUCUGGAACAGGAGAUCUCUGAGCUGAAGAAGAGGAGCUCUGAGGUCAAGCAGCUCUCACAGGAUGAAGAUCACCUCCACCUCCUCCAAAGCUUCUCCUCCCUGAAAGAUGCUCCACCCACCAAGACCUGGACAGAGGUCAGAGUUCAUCCACCAUCACAUGAGAGGACUGUAGUGAGAGCUGUGGCUCAUCUGGAGGAGACGAUCAGGGAAAAGAAGAUGAAGAAGCUCCUAGAGGUUGAGCUCAAGAGUGUCCAGCAGUUUGCAGUGGCUGUGACUCUGGAUCCUGAUACGGCUCAUCUUGAUCUCAUCCUGUCUGAUGAUGGAAAACAAGUGAGAGACGGAGAUAUGAGGAAAAAUCUUCCAGACAAUCCAGAGAGAUUUUCUCUGUUUCCUAAUGUUUUAGGACAGCAGAGUUUCUCUUCAGGCAGAUUUUACUUUGAGGUUCAAGUUAAAGGAAAGACUGACUGGACUUUAGGAGUGGCCAGAGAAUCUGUUGACAGGAAAGGAAACAUCACUCUGUGUCCUCAGAACGGUUUCUGGACUGUUGGGUUGAGAAAUGGAAAUUCUUACAAAGCUGCUGCUGGACCUUCAGUCUGGCUCUUUCUCUAUCCUGGUCCUCAGAAGGUGGGGGUGUUUGUGGAUUAUGAGGAGGGUCUGGUCUCCUUCUAUGAUGUAGAUGCUGCUGCAAUGAUCUACUCCUUUACUGGCUGCUGCUUCAAUGAGAAACUCUACCCAUUGUUCAGUCCUGGUCUUAGUGAUGAAGGUAAAAACUCUGCUCCUCUGAUCAUCUGUCCUGUUUAUCACACUAGUUGUUGCUCUGAUGAAGCUCCAUGAAGAAUGAAUCUGUAGGUGAAGCCCUUCUGGUGCAGAGGUGAGCUUUGUCCACCUGCAAUAUGCUGUAAAGGCCAUCAGAAAGUGAACACGUUUCCCUGGGUAAAGUGUGGGCAGUCCUUGGAAGGUAAGGGGCAUGGUCAAGACUCUGCAUCAUGGUAAUCUCUUAAGUGCUUUAACACCAAAUAUUGGUCAGGAAAAUGGGUGAUUUGCGCAAAACUAAAGCUGCAUGAAAAGGUCACUGUUGAGAUCUGAUCCAACAGCCUACCAGGUGGGAGCAAAGGCAGUUAAACCAGUCGGCCGCUAAAGCUGACCAAGGUUCACAUAGUCCAUACAUAUCAGGGGUCAGGGUCAAUGACUUCCAUUGGUUCCUCUUAGGGGGAACUUGUGCAAUGUGUACCUAGACUAUGAGCGCCCUUCCCUGGAAAGCUGAGGAAGUAGAUCUCUGCCAUGUAUGCAGAACAUACCAACCGUGGGAAGAUGGCAGAUAUCUGUGCUUUGGCACAGUACCAGGUACCAACAGGGAAGUCAAGCAACAAGUUUUGUGCAGGUGCCCUAAAGGUUUCAAAGUUUGAAAUGUGACUUCCUCUAUCCCACACCCUGUCAUGAUAACAGGUCCCACGGACGGCUCGUUUCUUCCAUGCCCCCAGACCCACGUCUGAUGCAACCUGGCAGAGGUAAGACUCUGUCUUAAAGCGAAGGCUCAGACGAUCGCAACGAGCUCACAGACAUGGCAGAGAGUACGGCCUGUCUUCUCCUGGAUGGAAGAAGGAACCAUUCAUCCAGAGCAGGGGGGCCCAAAGUGGGUCCUGGAGGCCCGGCAUCCUGCAUGUUUUAGUCUCUCCCUGGUACCAACAACCUUCUCAGCAGGUCAAUGUUCUUCUUAGAUCUCUAACGAGCCAUCAUUGGAUCCAGGUGCGUUAAACCAGGGAGAGACUAAAACAUGCAGGAUGCCGGCCCUCAGGGACCCACUUUGGGCCCCUGAUCCAGAGUGUUGACCUGCCCUUUAUGCACCUCGUCACCCCUCAAAGGGCCUGGUAGGGAGCAAAGUGUCUGCCGAUACUUUACUGUUAAUUUCAGUGAAAAAUAACUGGAUACAUCAGUGAUGAAGUAUGAAAAUAAAAACCUGGUCUGGAGAAAAUGUCAUUUAUUUAUCUUUGCUGUUAAACAUUUUCUAUCUGUAAUUAGAACAUUUCUGCCUGGCCUGUGUUUUUCUUUUUCAUUUUCAUGUGACUGUGUUAAUGUAAUGACAGGAACAUUAAAUAAACUGUACAAAGAAA
Xiphophorus couchianus (Monterrey platyfish) is the source of this 4013-nucleotide messenger RNA. RefSeq names its product E3 ubiquitin-protein ligase TRIM21-like. NCBI's taxonomy places the organism in Eukaryota, Metazoa, Chordata, Actinopteri, Cyprinodontiformes, Poeciliidae. Bases 1072 to 2736 code for a protein of 554 amino acids. Gene Ontology annotation, molecular function: protein binding; zinc ion binding. The record is from RefSeq and is a predicted model, not a curated record. The transcript has 2 exons.